Molecule: messenger RNA, 2148 nt
Organism: Emiliania huxleyi CCMP1516
Lineage: Eukaryota; Haptophyta; Isochrysidales; Noelaerhabdaceae
Exons: 6
Coding region: 1-2148 (715 amino acids)
Biological process (GO): autophagy of peroxisome; phosphatidylinositol-3-phosphate biosynthetic process; phosphatidylinositol-mediated signaling
Cellular component (GO): cytoplasm; membrane; phosphatidylinositol 3-kinase complex, class III, type II
Molecular function (GO): 1-phosphatidylinositol-3-kinase activity
Source: RefSeq, a predicted model, not a curated record
AUGUCGUCGCCCAGCCUGGACGGCGGCCUCUUGGAGGGCCUGCUCGAGAAGAAGCCGGUCAGCGUGCUCGCGCGCAGCAUCGGCAGCACCUGGCGGCCGCGCUACAUCGUGCUCCGCGCUCAAAGCCUAGAGUGGCACCACGGCGGCGACGAGAGCGGCGAACUGCAGGUGCUCCUCCUCGACGCCCGAGCUUCGCAGGUCCGAGCCGCCGGCGAUGCGGGCGACGACGCGGAGCGCUGCCUCACCGUGAGCGGCACGGUGCGUGGCCAGCCUGUCUGCCUCGUGCUGAGGUGCUCCGACGCCUCCGAGCGAGACGCGUGGGUGCGCGCGGUCUGCCGGUGCAUCGAGUCGCUCAAGGCCAUCCGCUUCUUCUCGUCGUCCGCGGCGGUCGCGUCUGAAACGGAGUCGUUCGAGCCCGACCAGGCGGGCCUGGCUGACGCACUCGCGUCGUGCCUGCUGACGCGGCAGGCGGAGGCGCGUGCGUGCGCGGCCGCCUCGCAGACCGAGGCCUCGGCUGCAGAGCCGCAGCAGGCGGCCCGGGAGCCGCGAGCUGCGGCUGUGAAGAUGCGCUGCUCGCACCGUCUACCUUGUGAGCAGGCGGAGGAGGAGCUGCGCGAGCUGCAGCUCUUCUCGUGGCAGCCGCUCGUGGCGCGCGAGGUGGAAGAGAACGCCACUCAGCUCGUGCGCGGCUGGGGCGGCGCGGCCGACCUCUCCUCCAUCGCGGCGCGCCUCGACUGGGCCCUCGGCAUCUCGGAGCCCUUCGAGCUCGGCGUGUCCGAGCUCGGCCGCUUCUUGCCGGGCGAGCGGCUGCCGCCGCCGCCGCUGGACGGCGGCCCGCUCGCCCGGUGGCAGCACUACCGCGCGUGCGUGCACAGCGCCUUGGUGCGCCGGCUCGUCGCUCUCGCCAUCGGCGCGCCCGCAUCGCUGCGCGGCUUUGCGGCCGCGCAGUACGACUCGCCGCUGAGAUCGAGCCCGAGCGGGCAGCCGCCGUGGCUGCACGUCGCGCCCGAUGGCACGCGGUGCAGGGUUCUGCGCCGCAUCACCGACAGCGCCACCAAGCCGCUCGUCGUCGUGCUCGGCGACAGCGGCGCCGACGCGGCGGACGAGGCCGCCGCCGACGCCGAGGCGGACGCCGAGGCGGCGGCCGACGGCUCCGAGGCGCGCUUGCUGGCGCUGGCGAUACAGGCCUCCAUCGAGACCAAGGCGGAGGAGGACCGGGCGCUCGACACCGGCGCAGGCGGGCUGACCGAAGAGGAGCAGCUGGCAGCCGUCCUCGCCGCACCGGCCUGCCCAGCCGGUUUCGCCGUCUCCUGCACAGCCAUCCGAGCCGGUUUCGCCGUCUGCAGCGGAGCCUUUGCCGCCAGCGCCGGCCGCGAAGCCCUCAUCGCCGCAGCCAGCCGAGCAGCCGCCGAGGACACGAGAGCCGCGGCCGAGGCGGAGUGCCUCAGUCCUCGGCUCUCGCCCUCGGCCGGCCGCGCGGUGACGGCCCGCUACCUGUACAAGCGCGGCGACAACCUCUUCCAGGACGUGCUCGUCCUCAUGCUCCUCGACGAGAUGAAUGCGCUCUGGCGCGCCGCGGGCUCCGCCGCCUUCACGCUGACGUACGCCGUGGUGCCGACCGCCGAGCGGGCCGGCUUCAUCGAGCUGCUCCCCGAGGCGGUGCCGAUUAAGGCCGUGCCCGACUUCACGUACUCGCGCGCGCUCCACCACUCCGCCGCCGGCGCCUUCAUCGCCGGCUUCGUGCUCGGGCUCGCCGACCGGCACCAGGACAACAUGCUGCUCGUCGGCCCGCGGCGCGACAUCUUCGUGCACAUCGACUUUGGGUACGUCGCCGGCGCGCGCCCGUGGUUCGACGCCAACCUGCUGCCGAUCCCGGAGCGUUUCUACCGCUGCCUCACCGCCUCUGGCAAGUGGGACGAGUUCCUCAACGACUGCGUGUUCGCCUUCACCAUCCUGCAGGCCAACCGCGCGGCGCUCAUCGCCAUCGCGCAGACCUUUGUCGAGCCGCUGGUGCGAGCCGGCUACCCCGAGUACAUCGACAACGUGCUGCAGCAGCACACGCCGGACCAGGUGCGCGAGCUGGUGCAGGCCGCGCCAAACGACCUGGCCAGGCGGUUCAAAAACAUGCAUCAUAAGCUGUCGCAUUGA